Penicillium alfredii is the source of this 1803-nucleotide messenger RNA. RefSeq names its product ATP-dependent RNA helicase MRH4 (gene mrh4). Gene Ontology annotation, cellular component: nucleolus. NCBI's taxonomy places the organism in Eukaryota, Fungi, Ascomycota, Eurotiomycetes, Eurotiales, Aspergillaceae. The record is from RefSeq and is a predicted model, not a curated record. The transcript has a single exon. Bases 1 to 1803 code for a protein of 600 amino acids. Gene Ontology annotation, molecular function: ATP binding; nucleic acid binding. Gene Ontology annotation, biological process: maturation of LSU-rRNA from tricistronic rRNA transcript (SSU-rRNA, 5.8S rRNA, LSU-rRNA).
AUGGCCACUGCUCGAUUCCGGCGCAAAGCCGCUCGAAUGGCCCUGUCGCCUAAUGUGGCCAAAGCCUCCUUGACAAAGCCGCGCUCGGCGAGAGACCGGGCAGGCCCUUUUGCUGGAAUGAAUCGGACCGAGGCGGGGAUUGAAGGCACACCACGCGCAAAGUCCCAGGCGGCAUUGAAGCGUUCAGGGGAGGAAGCCAAGGUGGAGAAAAAAGAAAGCCCUUUGUACAAAGCACUCAAAAUGCAGACUACUUUGGCCCCUGUCUCCUAUGGCCGCCGGAACGCCAUCAAGGACAAGAUUGCCAACGUCACCAGCUUCGACCAUUUCCGCCUUUUGCCAGCCGUGCGCCAAUCGAUUUUCACCAUGGCUCUGCCCGGUAUGGAUGAAAUCACGCCGACACCAAUCCAACGACUUGCAAUUCCGCAGCUUUUGAACGAUGGCACGCCGAAGAAACAGAAACAGCCAAAGAAAGUGGAUGACAACAAGCCCCAAUACGAACAAUAUCUCCUCGCAGCAGAGACGGGCUCAGGAAAGACUCUCGCAUACCUGCUCCCGGUCGUAGACGCUGUCAAGCGCGCUGAGGCAUCGGAGCUCGAAGAACAAGCACAAAUCGAGGCAGAAAAGACGAAGGAGCGGGAGGAGCGCCUGAAGAAUCGAACACUCGAGCUGGAGCCUGAGGAGCCGCCGGUUACCAACGCCGGCCGCCCUCGAGCCCUCAUUCUUGUCCCCACAUCCGAGCUUGUAGCUCAGGUCGGUGCCAGGGUGAAAGAGUUGGCGCAUGGCGUCAAGUACCGUUCCGGGAUGAUUUCAUCCAACCUCACACCGCGUCGGAUCAAAAACACGCUGUUCCACCCGGACGGCAUUGACAUCCUGGUGUCGACACCGCACCUCGUCGCAUCUAUCGCGAAAACGAACCCCUACGUCCUCAGCCGGGUAACUCACCUUGUCCUCGACGAAGCCGAUUCCCUCAUGGACCGGUCCUUCUUGCCGACUACAACCGAGGUGAUCGAAAAGGCGACACCCUCGCUUAAAAAGCUCAUUUUCUGUUCGGCCACGAUCCCCAACAGCCUGGACAAGCAGCUCCGCCAGAACUACCCGGACGUUCGACGAUUGACGACCCCCAAACUACAUGCCAUCCCGCGUCGAGUCCAGCUGGGCGUGGUGGACAUUGAAAAGGACCCGUACCGCGGGAACCGCAGUCUCGCCUGCGCCGAUGUCAUCUGGGCAAUUGGCAAAGCAGGUGACCGGCACGAGCGCGGCGAGUCAUGGGGACCUCUGGAGUCAUUCAAGGCCCCCACGGUCAAGAAGAUCAUUGUCUUCGUCAACGAGAGAGAGGAAGCCGAUGAGGUCGCCCGUUUCCUGCAGGGUAAGGGCAUCGACGCCGUCUCGCUGUCCCGCGACUCCACCUCCCGCAAGUCGGACGAGAUCCUCGCCGAGUUCACCGAGAUCCAACAACCCCCGACUGCCGAGGAAGUUGAGCUGGCCAAGAAGAAGAAGACCAGCUCCAAGGUGAUUCCGUUCAUCUGGGACCAGGAUGAGAAAGUCGACACCUCUCGUCGUCUCCCAGGCACCAAGGUCCUUGUCACCACCGAUAUCGCCUCGCGUGGUAUCGACACCCUGCCCGUCAAGACUGUAUUGCUCUACCAUGUACCCCACACCACCAUCGAUUUCAUUCAUCGCUUGGGUCGUCUGGGUCGGAUGGGCAAGCGGGGUCGCGGUGUUGUUUUGGUUGGCAAGAAGGACCGCAAGGAUAUCGUUCGCGAGGUCCGCGAUGGCAUGUUCCGCGGCCAGGCCAUGAUCUAG